UUCACUCGUUGUGGUCUCGUCUCGUCAGCCGACCGCGACGACUUUACGCUCAGUAACAAGCUUGUCCUUUUAAUACAAAUCCUCAAGAAAUGUGAAGAAAUUGGUGAUAAGUUAUUAGUCUUCUCUCAGUCGUUAGAAUCUUUGAGUUUAAUCAAAAAGACGUUAGAAUAUCUUGAUGAGACGAAACAGUGGUUCGCUGAUGGCCACGAAGCUGUAAAAGCCGAAGGAGAGAAGUGGGGUUGGAAGGAAGGUCGAGACUAUAUGGUAAUUGACGGGUCUGUACAGUCUGGGAAACGAGACACUGUACAGGUUAAAUUCAACAAUCCGAGUAAUUUGCGUGCGAGGUUAAUGUUAAUAUCUACACGUGCGGGUUCCCUCGGGACGAACAUGGUUGCUGCAAAUCGAGUGAUAAUCUUUGACGCAUGCUGGAAUCCUUCCCAUGACACUCAAUCGCUCUUCCGUGUUUAUCGAUUUGGUCAAACCAAGCCGGUGUACAUAUAUCGAUUUAUUGCGCAAGGCACUAUGGAAGAGCGAAUCUACAAACGCCAAGUUACAAAAGAGUCAACUUCAAUGCGGGUUGUAGAUGAAGCUCAAAUUCAACGACAUUACGAUGGCCAUGACUUGGAAGAGCUUUAUCUGUUCAAUCCCAACGAGUUGGACGCUAAUGAUACACAAGCUAGACCAACUUUUGCUCCUCCAAAGGAUCGCCUUCUUGCAGAGAUUCUGUUAACAAACAAGGAUGCCGUAGUUGAUUAUUUUCAACAUGAUACGCUGUUUGCUCAUGUUGAAGAAGAAAAGCUUUCGGAAGAGGAACUCAAAGAGGCGUGGGACGAUUACGAGCGUGAUAAGAACAUGAGCGCCUACGGACGGGCAGGACCUCUUGGCGCAGCAGGCGUCGGUGCAAAUAUUGGAAAUCUUGGCAUGAAUCCGAUGUCUGCUUAUCAUCAGUUGCAACAGCAACUUGUACGUAAUCAGGCGCUACAACAACUUAAUCGCGAUGUUGUAUACAUCAACUGCUUCAAUAUUCCUCUCAUGGACCACGACACUGCGAUGAAGGUCACAUAUCUCAAAAAAGCCUUAGAGGACUUGCUGCCGCAGAUUCCAUACGAGAUGCGCGGUGGCAUUUCGGAAUUCAACUCAUACUUCAUUAACUUCAUAACGGUAAUUGUUGCAUCAUUUUUCAAAUUGUCUUUACACUAGUU
Messenger RNA from Strongylus vulgaris, 1202 nucleotides. The record is from the annotation of a GenBank genome assembly. Lineage: Eukaryota; Metazoa; Nematoda; Chromadorea; Rhabditida; Strongylidae.